Messenger RNA from Durio zibethinus, 3695 nucleotides. Its product is annotated as aminopeptidase M1-like. The record is from RefSeq and is a predicted model, not a curated record. Gene Ontology annotation, molecular function: metalloaminopeptidase activity; peptide binding; zinc ion binding. Lineage: Eukaryota; Viridiplantae; Streptophyta; Magnoliopsida; Malvales; Malvaceae. Gene Ontology annotation, cellular component: membrane; cytoplasm. Gene Ontology annotation, biological process: peptide catabolic process; proteolysis.
CCGAUAGCCAAUUAAACGAAGUGCAAAACUUGAAGUGCCUCAGUUGCUAAGCAAGCAUCUAAUACUCUAGUCCUUGCCUUUGUUUGUCUACUUGUAAAAUCCAUUUAUAGAAAAUAUUUCAUUCUAAAUUAGAACUUCAACAACAAACACGUAUCUCCCCGCGGCAUGCAACACUUUCUUUCACUCUAGCCAAAAGCUAUAUAUGCAUGGCAAACCUUUGUAGUCUCUAUCACCCUUCGCUUUCACUUUUCUAUAGCUCUCUCAAAGUUUUGCCUCUUUUUUUGCAACAGUUUCUGAAUAUAAUUCUUAAUAAAAACACCAUUCCUCGUAUUCAUUUCGUCUUGAGAGUUGUGACCUGUCAACAAAUUUCGUCAUGUCUCUGUUUAAGAAGUGCCUUCACUGUUUCCAGAAAUCUCGUACUCCCUCAAGAACUGAGAGUCACUUCAAAGGGCAACCUCGUCUCCCCAAAUUCGCUGUCCCCAAACGCUAUGAUAUUCACCUGACACCCGACGUCGCAGCCUGCAAAUUUGUUGGUUCUGUCUCUAUCGACCUUGACAUCGUUGCUGAUACUCGUUUCCUUGUCCUAAAUGCUGCUGAGCUCUCCAUUAACCCUGGUUCCGUCUCCUUCUCCAAUCUAACCUCUUCUAAGGUAUUUAAGGCGUCAAAAGUAGGGAUGGUUGAAGCGGACGAGAUUUUGGUUUUGGAUUUUGCUGAGACACUUCCGAAGGGGAUGGGAGUUUUGGCAAUUGGGUUUAAUGGAAUCUUAAAUGACAAAAUGAAGGGAUUCUAUCGAAGUACUUAUGAGCAUAAUGGCGAGAAGAAGAAUAUGGCAGUUACACAGUUUGAGCCAGUUUAUGCUAGGCAAUGCUUUCCAUGUUGGGAUGAAGCUGCUUUCAAGGCUAAGUUCAAGAUGACAUUAUUGGAUGUUCCAUCUGAACUAGUGGCCCUCUCAAACAUGCCAGUCAUUGAGGAGAAACUGCAUGGGCAUCUGAAGACAGUUUACUAUCAACAAUCACCAGUCAUGUCUACAUAUCUGGUGGCAGCCGUUAUUGGUUUGUUUGAUUACAUUGAGGCUCAUACAUCGGAUGGUAUUAAUCAUUGCUUGCUUAUGACAGUGCAGCCCUGUUUCUUGCUAUCGUUCACUUACCUAUAUCUCUGCACAGGGAUCAAAGUUCGAGUAUAUUGUCAAGUUGGGAAGGCAAAUCAAGGGAAAUUUGCUUUGGGUGUUGCUGUGCAGACGCUUGGGUUUUACAAAGAUUAUUUGGAUAUUCCAUACCCUCUUCCCAAAUUGGAUAUGGUUGCAAUCCCAGAUUUUGCUGCUGGGGCAAUGGAGAACUAUGGCCUAGUUACAUAUCGUGAAACAGCUUUGCUCUACGAUGAUCAGCAUUCUGCGGCUGCCAACAAGCAGAGGGUAGCAACAGUGGUGGCUCAUGAGUUGGCACACCAGUGGUUUGGAAAUCUUGUAACUAUGGAGUGGUGGACAGACCUUUGGCUCAAUGAGGGUUUUGCAACCUGGAUGAGCUACUUGGCAAAAGAUAAGUUGUUUCCAGAAUGGAAAAUAUGGACACAAUUUUUUGAUCAGGAAUCUAGUGAAGGUCUUAGGCUGGAUGGGCUUGCAGAAUCCCACCCAAUCGAGGUGGAGGUAAAUCAUGCCUCUGAAAUUGAUGAAAUAUUCGAUAUGAUAAGCUACAAAAAAGGUGCAUCAAUUAUCCGGAUGCUACGAGACUAUUUAGGAGGUCAAAACUUUCAGAAAUCACUUGCUACAUAUAUAAAAAGACAUGAAUUGUCAAAUGCAAGGACAGAAGACCUUAGGGCUGCACUUCAGGAGGGAUGUGGUGUACCUGUGAACAAGAUAAUGAAUUCAUGGACAAAGCAGAAGGGGUAUCCAGUUGUCUCCGUCAAAAUGAAAAAACAGACAUUGGAAAUUGAGCAGUCACAAUUCUUAUAUAGCGGUUCCCGUGGGGAUGGGCACUGGAUUAUCCCAAUGACAUUUUGCUGCGGUGAAUAUACCAGCCGGAAAAGCUUCUUGUUGGAAAAAAAGUCUGAAACUCAUAAUAUAAAGGAUUUCUUGUCCGACACCAAUAAAAGUAGUGAUCCAGCACAUUCUUGGAUAAAGCUUAAUGUGGAGCAGAUUGGUUUCUUCAGGGUAAAGUAUGAUGAGGGCCUUGCAGCUAAACUUCGAUAUGCAAUAGAAAACAAAAACUUGUCCGUAACAGACAGACUUGGCAUUCUGGAUGAUUCGUUUGCGAUUUGCAUGGCACGUCAGAUGUCCUUGACCUCCUUGCUUACCUUCAUGGAUGCCUACAGGGAGGAACUUGAGCAUACUGUGCUGUCUAACUUGAUUAAGAUAACUGAUAAAGUUGGAAGGGUUGUCGCAGAUGCAAGACCUGAACUAAUGAAUUACAUCAAGCAAUUUUUUAUUGGCCUUUUCCUGUAUUCCGCUGAGAAGCUUGGUUGGGACCCUAAACAAGGUGAAAGUCAUCUGGACGCUAUGUCGAGAGGAGAUAUUUUCACUGCCCUUGCCAUGCUUGGGCAUAAGGAGACACUGAAUGAAGCAACUUCGCGAUUUCAUGCCUUCUUGGACAAUAGAAACACACCACUCCUGCAUCCUGACAUAAGAAAGGCAGCAUACGUAGCUGUAAUGCAGAAAGUCAGCUCCUCCAACAAAGCAGGUUAUGAAUCUCUUUUGAGAGUUUAUAGAGAGGCUGAUCUAAGCCAGGAGAAAACUCGCGUCUUAGGUUCAUUGACAUCUAGCCCUGAUCAGGGUAUAAUUCUCGAAGCUCUAAACUUUGCCUUAUCUUCUGAGGUUCGCAGCCAAGAUGCUGUUUUUGGACUUGCUGUUAGCAAGGAAGGACGUGAAGUUGCUUGGAAAUGGCUCAAGGAUAACUGGGAUCGCAUCUGGGCAACCUAUGGUAAUGGACAUCUAUUAACUCGUUUUGUCAGUUCAGUUGUUUCGCCGUUUGCUUCGACUGAGAAAGUGAAGGAAGUAAAGCAGUUCUUUGCAAAUCGAACAAAGCCUUCAAUGAAUAGAACCCUGAAGCAGAGCAUUGAACAAGUCCGGAUCAAUGCCAAGUGGGUUCAAAACAUUGGGAAGGAGAAAGAUCUGGCGGAGACCGUGAAGAAGUUGGCAAUCCGGAAAAACUAGGAUAAUCUUUUAUAUUUUACUCUUUAAAUUUAUUAUUACCAUUCUUUUGCUUUUCUUUCCUUCUCCACAGGAAAGCUGUUGGAGUGAAUUUUAGAAUUCUCAUGACUUGUGUGUACCAGACUCAUAUCAAUCAAUAAUGGAAGUGGCAUCGACAAUUUGCAUUUCAAGUUAAAAUGGGAUGAAAAACACUCAAACCAGUGUCCAUUUGGAGAAUAAUGGAGAAUGAAAAACAUUCAAGUAAAAAAGUAGGCCAACGUUAUAAACAUUCACACCCAAAUUUCCACACCUAUCAGGCACUGUGAGAAAGGAAGCACUUUACAUGGCCAAAAAUGAUCACUUCCAAAACCAUAAGCAUUGGCCGGCUUAUCGUGCUACAAACUAGAAACGUCUCGUCAGUAGUGUUACCUUCCAAAUUUGCCGACUCUUAUAAGCACCAACGCACUAUGCGGUUGAAAUAAUAUAAAACAAAUACCUCUCAGAGUGAAUUUUAACUCGGAGGCACAAUGAAUACAAUUUCCCACAAUGUCAAAAGCAUGGAACUGACAUAAUC